Cutaneotrichosporon cavernicola is the source of this 2382-nucleotide messenger RNA. RefSeq lists its product as uncharacterized. Bases 1 to 2382 code for a protein of 793 amino acids. The record is from RefSeq and is a predicted model, not a curated record. NCBI's taxonomy places the organism in Eukaryota, Fungi, Basidiomycota, Tremellomycetes, Trichosporonales, Trichosporonaceae. Gene Ontology annotation, molecular function: DNA binding, bending. The transcript has 9 exons.
AUGUUUACCGCUACGCCCCCUUCGUUGGCUCCAUUGGCCCUCGUUGUCACAAAGCCCCUCGGGUUUGGUGGGGGUUCGGUGGACUCGCUCGCGACUGAUUGCCUUGGCCUCUCCCUUUCAAAGGACGCGCGCUACCGCCCCACUUGGCUUCUUCUUUGCAGAGAACACUUGCGUGGUCAACUGAGACCGCGAUUCAUGCACACACAGUCGACUUCAACGGCUGUUCAUCCAGGACACCUGGGACAGCAUUCGCUUAACCCCAUCUACAUGUAUCCCAACAGCAGCGCCCACCAGCGCAACACGGCGAGCCCCCGCGCUUACGAAGCGGGUGCUGCCGGAGCGCAGAAUGGUGACGACCAGUACAACUAUCAGGCCGCCGGCUUCGGCGGUCUUAGCGGGUACAACUACCAGAGCCAGAUGGGCAUGUACAACACUUCGCCCCAGCUCCCCUCAGGGUCUCGCCGAACUUCGAACCCAAAGGCUAGCCCGACUCAGCCAGCGUCGGCCACGGCCACCACCUCGCCUUCGGCUUAUUACCCUCGCCAGACUCAGCAAGCCGAUGUGACCCAGUCGCCCUACCAGCAGAACGCCCAGCCCCACCUGUCUCAGCAGUACGGCGGCUACUACCCCCACUAUGACCAGUACGGCGGGCACCAUCCGAGCCAGUGGCAGCAGUCUUACAGCGCCCAGUCCAACUUUGGCCAGCAGAGGCAAUCUUCGUCUGGCUCCAUGCCGACUGGCGCGACUGCGAGCACAAACGACGCCGCCCAGUCGUCAAGAGCAUCUGGUGGGUCAUUCGACUACUCGACAUCGCAGGGCCAGCAGCAGCAGCAGCAGCAGUACCAGAACUGGGACCCCUCCAGACAGGCACAGGGCCACCAGUGGGCUCAGCAGGCCUCGGCGCAGCAGCCAUCGCAGCAGCAGCAGGCGUCUUCGCAGGGAAGUUCGCAGCAACGCAGCGGCGGCAGCAGCGCUGGCCAGCAGGCUAAUGUUGUCAACUCCAGCCCCUGGCAGGGCUACGGCGCCGGUGCACACCAGCCGUUCCCUCCUCCGCCGCAGCCUGUGACUCACUUGGGUGGUCAGAUGCCACCGGGCCAGUAUAGUGGUGGGUGGCAGCAGUGGCAGGGACAGCCCGGCUAUGGCGGUUACCCUCCUGCUCAGGCUCAGCCUACAGCGGCGCCUCCAACCACCGUUCCUCCUGCCGCCACCACAACUGCUCCGCCUCCAGCUGCUGCCCCACCUGCGCCGGUCCCCACAACCAAGGGCAAGAAGAGCAAGAAGGAGGAUGCGGCCGCUGCCGCAACCUCGCCAGUGCUUGGUAAGCGUAGCUCCGACGACGGCCACGACGACAGCGAGAAGAAGCAUAAGACGAAGAAGAGCAAAAAAGAUGAGGCCAAGCCUGCGCCCAAAGCUCCCACCAAGUCGCACCUCAAGCCCCCCCGACAGGCACCUUCAGCCUGGCAGCUUUUUUUUGCAGACGAGCUCAACAAGGCCAAGGCGGCCGCUGCCGCAGAAGCUGGGUCCACACCUGGCGGCACCCCUAUCCAUCCCAAGCUCAACGUCGCACAGAUUGCCAAGGACGCAGGUGCUGCUUACGCUGGCCUGACCGAGGACCGCAAAGCUCACUACGCCCGCAAGGUCGAGGAGGGCAAGGUGCAGUACCAGAAGGACCUGGCUGCUUGGCAGGCAACCCUCACGCCUGAGGACAUCAAGGCCGAGAAUGCAUUCCGAGCUCAGCAGCGAAAGGACGGCAAGUCGCGUAAGGGCAACCUCAAGGAUCCGAACGCGCCCAAGAAGCCUUUGUCGGCCUACUUCUUGUUCCUCAAGGGGAUCCGCGAGAACGACGACUUGCGCAAAUCUGUGUGGGCCGAGGAGAGCGAGACGACGCGCCAGAGCGUGCUCGCUGCCGAGAGGUGGCGUGGUCUCUCUGAUGAUGAGAAGAGGCCGUACCUCCAGCAGGCCGAGAAAGACAAGCAAGAUCUCUGUUGGAACCGCGUUAAAGUCGGUGCUGGCACCGCGGCGAAAUCGAAGACGACGACGACGAAGACGAAGAAGGACGAUGAUUUCUCAAAGAUACCAACAACGAUCAACCCGGCGUCGACAACCUUUACGGUUGUACACGAGUCGACGCCCGAUCCCGAUACCAACCCGCUCGCCACGACGGGCAGCGGGUUCGGCCCCACUCUCGAGAUGGACGAGUUUCGCGGAUUUGAGGACAUGGAAUUGACAGGCCUUGAGGGCAUGACGGGCCAUGGCGAGUCAGCUGAGGGACAGUGGGACCACUUGGGGUACAUGGACGGUGCAGAGGGUGGCGAUGUCGAGGCGGCCUCUGCCGCUGUCGCUGCUGCGACUGCGGCCGUUGAGCGCAAGGCCAAAGCGUAG